GAAAAUAUAUCAGUCUCUUCUUGGGACGUGAACGCGCGACUAUGGGUUCUGUUAAUGAGCCACGAACCGCCCACAAUCCAGAAUUUUGAAUACAGUGCCAUUAUUUUUUAUCUACAAGUUGUAAUUUUUUUGCACUAAAAAUUGCAAACUAAUCAUUUGAUUUUCUACCCACCGACGUGACUAUAAACAGCAGUGGUAAAAAUUGUCUGUAUAAGUGAACCAAUUAUGAAUUUAUAAUUUAUAAUCAUUAAUUAUAUUAACUGAAUUAUAAAUAUAAAGUGUCGUAUAUUAAGUUACAGGGUUUGAUGAAAUAAGUUAGAAGUUAUAAUAGAUUUAGCGAAUUAAUUAAAAUAUAUAUAUGGUAAAAUAACUGCAAACGGUGCAAAUUUACUAGUGGUGUUAGGCGGAAGGGUAGAAAAAGUUAGCAAGUGGACUUGCGUAGAUUUUCGUCAGACGUAAGGGUAGUACCCGCGAGGCAAAUGCGAGUCUAGCUGGAUAUUAACGAUUAGGCAAACCAUAAUAAUGUCAGUGCUACUAGAAGCGAGGCCUUACAGGCCAUUCAAGUCCUCCGAAGAGUACUUGAUCGCGAUGAAGGAGGAUUUAGCCGAAUGGCUUAACGCUUUGUACCCAGAGUUGAGAGUUAACUUGGAUAACUUUAUGGACAGGCUUGACACUGGGGUCCCUCUAUGCAAGCAUGCGAACAAUGUGCGAAAAGCAGCCUCGGAGUACAUAGCGCGUCGUCAAGCCCGCAAGCAGAUGACACGUUCGAUAACUUCAUCUCUGGCGGUGCCUAUGACCCAGUUGAGUGACGUGGCCUUCCUACCAAACGCCAAGGCCGGUACUUUCUUCGCCCGUGACAACGUCUCUAAUUUUAUAAGUUGGUGUCGUAAUAGUCUCGGUAUCAUUGAUUGUCUACUUUUCGAGAGCGACGACCUCAUAAUGCGAAAAAACGAGAGACACGUGAUACUUUGUUUACUUGAAGUCGCGAGACGCGGCGCCAAGUUCGGAAUGCUCGCGCCUAUGCUCGUGCAAAUGGAACGACAAAUUGACCGCGAGAUCGCCGCUGAAAACAAAGCCUCCAAUGGGACCGGAAACGACGAGAGCGAUGACGAGUACGGCGAAAUGCAACAAGAAGAGCCAUACUUAAUUUACGGUCCCCAGCCGCAAAUUGUUACCAACGAUCUCAAGAGCCUCGAUGAAAUGGUUCGCGAUUUGGUAGAAAAAUGCACUUGCCCGACCCAGUUUCCGAUGAUCCGCGUCUCCGAAGGAAAAUACAGAAUCGGUGACACGAAAGUCCUCAUCUUCGUAAGAAUUUUAAGAAGCCACGUUAUGGUACGGGUGGGCGGAGGUUGGGACACUCUCAGUCACUAUCUCGACAAACACGAUCCCUGUCGCUGUCGUACUUCACAUCGAUCAAUGAUUUCUGCGAAGCUUAUUCAAAAAGCCAGCGGAUCUUUUGACCUCGGUAGCGCGCAGGUGCAUUACGAAAGAUCACCUCCGAGAACACGCAGGAGUUCGGCUUCAAGUGUCGGUUCCUGUGGUGGUACAGUGCAACAGCAACAGCAACAGCAGCAGCAGCAGACACCAGCAGCUCACUCCCUUCAAACACCACGCAGCGUAUCGACAAACCGAUCUCGCUCGCCGACGCCGCAUCACGUAACCCGACAGCAUCUCGGCGAGGAUCUGACACGCUUAGCCAACCGAUCAAUGAGUCCUACUCCUCAGAGCAAAGGGAGUCCAGUGCACCAGCCUGGUAACGACCUUGAGAGGAAGCAGCGGUCAAGGUCCCCGACGCCGAAACCAGACGGAGCUAAGCCUGGUCGUACAAGUCCGCUUGAUGCCACCAGAAAGGCAUUGAAUGAAGAAAUACGACAGGUCAAGUACGACAACAGAUCACAGAUGUAUCACACUCGUCACCAGGAUAACUACCAGGAUCCUAAGAAAGAUCUUCACCAGGAGAUACGUUCAAAAGUUCCUCUCUCGGAAGAAUUUUCAAAGCGAUACGUAGUGGAGGGCGGAGUAGCACGUCGUGCUUUCGACAAAGAAGACACACCAAAGUAUGAACCGGCGAUUUAUAAUUACAAGUGCGGUCAAGACUCGAGCAAUAGUCGCAGUCCUACCCCCAGUCCGCCGGCAAUAAAAGAAGAAACAAUCGAUUCAUUUGGAAAGGAUGUGUGCCAUUAUACGAAGUCCGGUCAUGACGGCGAGCACUCGGAUAACGGGAGUGAGGUGUCUGAUGAGGGUUAUAGGAGCUUAGGCGCUGUUCAGCCACCAGCACCUACUUCCAACGGUACCAGCACCACCACCGCCGGUACUGGUAUUACCAACAGUCAAGGCUCGCCCACGGUUGUCGACUGUCCAAAACAACCGUUCACUAAACUGGAGAAAGAGCGUUCGUGUGUCGACACGGAGAGUAUAGAAACAGGUUUGAGAAAAACAAAAGUAUCCCCAUCUCCGGCGAGCCCACUACGUAAUUCACCAUCACGAAGUGUCACUAGUUCGUCAGGAGAACGGACACCUCGUGCAAAUUCAAUGGUUCGCGAAAACAGCAAUUUGUCGAGAUGUUCCUCGGGUAGUAGAACGCCACGAGAGGGUAAUUCAAGCCCCGAAGGAAGUCCUUUAAAACGUAAUGCCGUGAGAAAUAGCAUUAAAAAGUUACCACCGGCUGUAACUGUCAGCAAAGCAUCAGCGGUACCACGAGCUCAUCAAAACCACUUGACAGCCGGCAGUAACACCUGGAAUGGCAGACAAUCGCGACAACGACCCGGAUUGUCUUCAGACACUUUCGUAAACCCGUCCUCCCCGCUCCACAAUAACUCUGCUAGCGGAAAUGCUAAUCGCGCAUCGCCCACAAAUUUCUCACGGAAAAGUUCAGUAAGACAAAGUCUCCCCAAGUCCUCGCUGAUGAACGGCGUCCAGUAUGACAGGAACGGAAGACGGAUAAAACCACCGGCCUCUAGUGUCUCUCUCCAGUCAUCUCCGACUAAAGCUGCUAAUCCCCUGCUAGAGCAAAUCCUACAGAAAGUCGGUCAUCUCCAGGAUGACAAACAAGUCGUCCAGAAACUCCAAGACUUCUUGAGAGAUUACCAGACUCAUGCUACAGACGGAGAACCUAAUCUAGAAUUCACGCGGGCGUGGAUUGACGGAAACGGUACUGUUGCCCUCCCUGAAGAAGUUCCAGUUGUUACCAGUCCUAGAAAAGAUCCUAAAGCUGCUAAUGACCGCGGUAAUUUUUCCAGAAUUCCCGCUCCUGUUUACAAACGGGCGAUGUCAGUUGCGUCUGACAGUAUUUGAAAUAAGGGUAAGAAUUUAAGGCUUUAGUUUUAAGGUUUUAUUAAAUUUCACUGCGGUUUUAUUAUGCAAGUAGUUAUACCAGUUGGACCUAAUGAGAUUUACAGUUUGUAUCUAUAUCGAUUUAAUAUACAUAUGUGGAAAAUUAUUUUACAAUUUGUUUGUAGGAUAUUUAUAAAUCGAUUGAUGUGUUUAAUUUUUAUUUUAUCUUAAUCCAAGUUAUUUAUACAAGAUUUAAGGUAAUUUU
Molecule: messenger RNA, 3538 nt
Organism: Cotesia glomerata
Lineage: Eukaryota; Metazoa; Arthropoda; Insecta; Hymenoptera; Braconidae
Product: GAS2-like protein pickled eggs
Exons: 8
Coding region: 523-3294 (923 amino acids)
Biological process (GO): protein localization to microtubule plus-end; regulation of microtubule polymerization or depolymerization; microtubule bundle formation
Cellular component (GO): cytoplasm; microtubule plus-end; stress fiber
Molecular function (GO): cytoskeletal adaptor activity; actin filament binding; microtubule binding
Source: RefSeq, a predicted model, not a curated record